Molecule: messenger RNA, 228 nt
Organism: Diorhabda carinulata
Lineage: Eukaryota; Metazoa; Arthropoda; Insecta; Coleoptera; Chrysomelidae
Gene: Myeov2
Product: COP9 signalosome complex subunit 9
Exons: 3
Coding region: 4-183 (59 amino acids)
Biological process (GO): negative regulation of protein neddylation
Source: RefSeq, a predicted model, not a curated record
AUAAUGAAACCUGCUAUAGUAGCCGAUGAAAUGUUUCCAGAAGGAGCUGGACCGUAUAUGGACCUAGAGGAAGCUGGAGGAUCUUCUGGUUUGUUGAUGGAUUUAACUGCAAAUGAAAAGGCUGUGCAUGCUGAUUUUUUUAAUGAUUUUGAAGAUCUUUAUGAUGAUGAGGAUUUGCAGUAGGUAAUUUCUAUAUUUAUCAGGUUGAAAAUAAAUUAAUUUGACAAA